Silurus meridionalis is the source of this 921-nucleotide messenger RNA. RefSeq lists its product as uncharacterized. The transcript has 6 exons. The coding region runs from base 1 to 921 and encodes 306 amino acids. The record is from RefSeq and is a predicted model, not a curated record. Lineage: Eukaryota; Metazoa; Chordata; Actinopteri; Siluriformes; Siluridae.
AUGAAGCGCCCACGGCAACCACAAACAGGUGGGCCAACUGCUGACAGACAUCCCUACAAAGACGACUGCAGUUUGACUGAAGACCGUCAGUGUCAGGAAGCAAUAGCCCUGAUGAAGCAUACAGCUGAUGAGGCAGUGGUAAAGGAAAAGAUGAAGUUAACACUGGCCCAUCGCCAGAAACUGCUGCACGACCCUAAAGAGUCAACUGAUAUUCUAUCAAUUUUCCCGCGAUUCCUGGAUAUACCAGGCUUGAUUGAUCAAGAUUUUGGACUUCUGUUUGGUGAUGUGACCUCUGCAAAGUUGUUGGAGAAGUGGUCUACCAACAUAAAAGCAAAGGUUAUUGCACAGAGCCGUGGCCUCACACAGACUAGUGAGCUCCAAGACCUCAUCCAAAAUGCUGAAGCCACUGAAGUUGAAGAAGGGUGGGACAGCGACAUGUCUUCCAUUCUGUUGCUGGUUCACCUUUUGCCACCCUCAAGUCAAGGCCGCAAGAGACCGGGAAAGAUCUCAGCUAAACAAGCAUGUGAUCGUCUUGUGAAGUUCAUCAAGACCGGUACCAGUAUCCAAGGGCACUUGGAUAGCAUUGGAGAGAGGCUCCAGCCGUAUCUACUCGCUGUUGGGCCGAACAGAAGUAGGGUCCAUUCUUGGUUUAUUGUCAUUGACCAACAUGCUCUACCCUGUAAGGCUUCUAAUUCAUUGGCCUGUGUUGAUGAGCUUUUCAAAGCUCACUUUGUCUUUGGGACUUCAAACUGUCAGGAAUUGACCAAUGUGUAUAGCUUUCUGCAAACCACUGUCUAUGAUAUAGAUGUUGAAACCACCAAGGUGGAGUCACCUGUAAAAUGGAGGAAUGGGAAAAAGGACCAAGAGCAAGAGCCUGACCAGAGGCGGAGCCUACAGUUCAAAAGCAGCCACUUGAAGUGA